Messenger RNA from Fundulus heteroclitus (mummichog), 1951 nucleotides. Its product is annotated as E3 ubiquitin-protein ligase znrf2. NCBI's taxonomy places the organism in Eukaryota, Metazoa, Chordata, Actinopteri, Cyprinodontiformes, Fundulidae. The record is from RefSeq and is a predicted model, not a curated record. The transcript is spliced from 4 exons. Bases 519 to 1109 code for a protein of 196 amino acids.
CGCCCCGCCAGAGGAGGAGGAGAGAGGGGGGGCAAUCCCUGCUUUUAUUUUCCUUCCUGGCGGCCGCAGUUAAGCUCAAAAAACAAACUCGGAUCAGACAAGCUUUACGCAAACAUUUGCGUCUCCGCGUUCGGCUGCAGCGAAGGGAGUGGAGGAGUGGGGCUCAGAAGAGCUUUUUUUUCUUCUUCAUUUCUUCUUUGUUGCAAAAAAAAAAAGGGAAGGGCUCCGCUGAGGAGGAGAAAAACAGAACAAUUGAAUAUCAAGUUUGUGCGCUGAGAGUGCGCACUUUACGCACAAAGCGCCCCGUAAAACUCUGAAAUGUUGGAUCACCUCGACGGUCUCGCCCUGCUCCAGCGCGUCUUUAUUUCCUUUGUUGGUGUCAGCUCUCCGGGACUCACUGUGAUCAUGUGUCGUGGUUGAAAUACACCAAAACUUUCCAGCUUAAAACAACAACAACAACAACAACAACAACAACAGCAGCAGCAACAAAGCCUUAAAGCCCGCCGGGAAGAGUCAGCAUGGGGGCCAAGCAGAGCAGCCCGGGGUUUGACGGCAGAACUCGGGCUUAUUCCAGCUCAGACCUCCCGUCUAGGAACUCCGCCGCUGCGGACGGGAUCGCCGGGUUUAGAUACACAAACGGACCCGACGGCCCGCGGAUCCGGUACACGGGCGGAGGGCCCACCAACUCCGGGCUAAGGAUCCCGACCGGCGGAAGGUCAGGGUCGCACAACCAGGGUCUGGAUGGCCCAGAUGAUGAUGAUGAUGAUGAUGAGGGCCAGCUGUCCCCAGAGGCACACAGGCUGUUUAUAGGGUCCUUACCGUCUCACCUGUCCCCUCGCCUGCUGGGAGGGUUCCACUGUCCCGUUUGCUCCAAGUUUAUGGCGGCGGAUGAAAUAGAGAAGCACCUGCUCGUCUGUUUCAGCAAAACACGCCUUACCUACAACAAGGACAUCCUGUCAAGAGACUCUGGGGAAUGUGCAAUCUGCUUAGAUGAGCUGGAGCAGGGAGACACCAUUGCAAGGCUGCCAUGCCUCUGCAUCUAUCACAAAGGGUGCAUAGACGAGUGGUUUGUGGUGAAUCGCUCCUGUCCAGAGCAUCCUGCCGACUAGGAGCUGCAGUUCACCCCUGAGGCUGACACCCUGACCUUAUCCCAACGCUGCCUGGUCCAGCUGAGCAUCACGUUUUCCUCAGGGACUGCGGGACAUCACGUCACGCAGGAUUCCUUUUUUUCUUUUCUUCAUUUUGCCUCGCCGAACACCGAUGGACUUUGGAUGUGUUUCUCCAUAUGUUGUGUGAUGUCGAUCGAGCCCCUGCCGGAGACCUGUUCUCUCUCUCUCUCCGAUUUCCGUGAAUGCUCCUAAUGCUGACCUGUUGGCCUGAAGCGGACGCUGAUCCAGACAGCUGUGUGGGACCGGGUCUGGCUUUGCAGCAGAGGAACUUGUAUAUCCAACAGGUCGGAAAGGAGAAUUUAGGCUUAGCGACUGCUCCCAGAAACUCGGGCAGAAUGUCGAUGUUGUGCAAUAUGAUAAAUAGCCAAACAGAAUUUCUAAAAACAAAAGCCUUUUAUCCGCUUUAAGGCAUUGAUUGCUGUGUCGAUGCUAGUCAGUGAGUAGAUCCAAUGUUUUUUUUUUUUUUCAAAAUGGCUACCAAUGUCGUUUGGUUAAACAAUCACGUCUCCUAAACCAAAUUGUCUAACAUGAGAUUGUUAAACUCCAUUAAUCACGUGGCCAUUUAGUAGCACAGUAACGUGACUAUGUAGUCUAGUGUUGAAGCCUGAGAAAGGUUCAGACAUAUCUAAUGGUGAUUUCUACUCUCUCUAAGGAGUGCCAUAAUGUGCUGCUAUAUGUCAUAGACUGGAAAGUUUUCUUUAACCUUUGAGCCUGUCUGUUGUCUGUCGUUCUCUCUGUUUGUACUGUAAUGAAUUGCACAACAAUAAAUGUUUUUAUCUUUG